Messenger RNA from Zootoca vivipara (common lizard), 7928 nucleotides. RefSeq names its product PLAG1 like zinc finger 2 (gene PLAGL2). Gene Ontology annotation, biological process: regulation of immune system process; regulation of cytokine production; negative regulation of transcription by RNA polymerase II. Gene Ontology annotation, cellular component: nucleoplasm. The record is from RefSeq and is a predicted model, not a curated record. NCBI's taxonomy places the organism in Eukaryota, Metazoa, Chordata, Lepidosauria, Squamata, Lacertidae. Gene Ontology annotation, molecular function: DNA-binding transcription activator activity, RNA polymerase II-specific; DNA-binding transcription repressor activity, RNA polymerase II-specific; RNA polymerase II cis-regulatory region sequence-specific DNA binding.
CCGAGGCGGCUUCCGGUCUGAGCCGGAUGUGGCGCCAUGGAGGCCUUGAGGGGCGCGAGCGAGCCCGCGAGAGGAAAAUAAAGGCGAACGAACCGUCGCCGCCUCAGUCCCCUCAGCAGCCGCCGCCUUCCCCUCACGGAGCGGUUCCUCUUCCCCGCAGCCUCCGGACAUGGGGCCUCCGCCGUCCGCUCAGUUACCACAACAAGAGCUGGGCCCGCCUUCGUCGUCUUCUUCCUCGCCUUUUCCUCCGGCCGGGACGAGCCAGCGGAGGGGAGCGACUCGCGGGGUGGGGGUUGCCCAGAAGGCAAGGCGUCCCUGAGACUGGAAAAGGUUCCCACCCCUGCCCUUACAUCAUGCAGCUCACCUGAUUAAAGCAAUGUACUAGUUCAGUGGGUAGCAACCUCUUCUUGCUGAAACUUUUGAAAAUUGUCAGUGGAUGUGACUAUACCAGUGAGAUGCCCAUGGGCAGGACUUCUGCUUCAUUUGGCCCUCCUCUGUUAGGCCUGCCAUGACCGCAUUCUUCACCAGCGUCCCCAACUGGAUUCAAGAUGCAAAGCAGGAGGAGGAGGAGACGGGUUGGAAACUAGUCCCCCGCCCCAAGGGCCGAGAAAGCGAGAGCCAAGGGAAAUGCCAGCACGAACCGUCAGGAGCCUCCUUCCCCAGUGUGGAUAAGCUGAGAGCAAACCCAGAGCAGAGACCCUACGGCUGCCCUCAAGUGCACUGUGGCAAGGCCUUUGCUUCCAAGUACAAGCUCUACAGGCACUUGGCCACCCAUUCUGCCCAGAAGCCCCACCAAUGCAUGUACUGUGAGAAGAUGUUCCACCGCAAGGACCACCUUCGCAACCACCUGCAGACACAUGACCCCAACAAAGAAGCUCUCCACUGCCCAGAGUGUGGUAAGAACUACAACACCAAGCUCGGGUACCGGCGCCACCUGGCCAUGCAUGCUGCCGCCAGUGGCGAUCUCAGCUGCAAAGUGUGCUUGCAGAUGUUUGAGAGCACCCAAGUCCUGCUGGAGCACCUCAAGGCCCACUCCCGGAGGCCGUCAGGCAGCGUGAAGGAGAAGAAGCACCCGUGUGACCACUGUGACCGCCGCUUCUACACUCGCAAAGAUGUGAGAAGGCACCUGGUCGUGCACACGGGCCGGAAGGACUUCCUGUGCCAGUACUGCGCCCAGCGAUUUGGCCGCAAAGACCACCUGACCAGACACAUGAAGAAGAGCCACUCCCAAGAACUGCUGAAGAUCAAGACGGAGCCGGUGGACAUGCUAGGCCUCCUCAGCUGCAGCUCAUCCGUUGCAGUGAAAGAGGAACUGAGCCCCGUCUUGUGCAUGGCAUCCCGGGAUGUGAUGAACAGCAAGAGCUUCCCUGGGAUGCUGCCAAUGGGGAUGUAUGGGGCACAUGUCCCCACCAUGCCCAGCUCAGGAAUGCCCCAUUCUUUAGUCCCCAAUCCUCUGCCAAUGGGAAUGAGCUACCCCCUGGAGUCAUCCUCCCCACCACAACCUCCCCCAAAGUACCAGCUUGGAUCUACCUCAUACUUGCCUGACAAGCUCCCCAAAACAGAGGUGGACAGCUGUUUGGCAGAGCUCCCUGCAGGCCUGUCCCUUGUGCCUGGUGAGCCAUCCUCGUCCUCUCCUCAGCCUAUCACCCUGGAGGAGACUCUGCUCUCCAAGAGUCCUGCUCUGCUUUCUGAAGCUCUCUGUGCUGCUAACAUGGACUUCUCCCAUCUCCUGGGCUUCCUCCCCUUGAACCUCCCAUCAUGCAACCCUCCCGUGUCAUCGGCGGGUCUAGUCAUGGGCUAUUCACAGGGAGAGACCCAGUCACUCCUCUCCACUUUGCCACCGCAAGAGACGCCAGGAGCUGCGACCUCCCUUGGCUUCGGAGCACUUCACUCGCUGCCCUCCAUGUUCUCUCCCGGCUUGGGUGCAACCACCUUGCCACGUUUUCACCAAGCGUUCCAGUGAGGCAGCUGGGGAAAGAACGGGACUUUCCUUCGGCAAGUGGAUUGGGUACAGCAAAGGUGCCCAGAUUUGUUCUCCUUCCUACCGUAGGCUGGGAAGGCUUGAGGGGAGGAGUGCCUGUGUGGACUGGAACUGCCACGCGGACUUUGAUGUGCGCCUCAGUCCCAGACAGUGAGUAGGUUGCAGCAAAUAGAAAUUCAGGUAUUUCCCCACCUUGUUUGUUUGGUAAAUCAGGCAUCAAAACUGACCUUCCUUGGGGCUUCCGUCCUCAUUCCACUUUAGGAGGUGAUUGAAUCGGGGGUCUGCCUCACGUUAGGGCUCAACAUUUCUUCUGCAUUUCAGUGUCUCAGUCCACGGGGAAGGCUGGAAGAGCCUGUUGUCGCCUGCUGCCCCUCCCACAUCACCUCUGCUGGUUGCGCCCAUACAGUACUGAGUGUGUGCAGAGUCAACACUUCCUUUCUUCAGAGCCGCUUCAUUAAGACUCAUUCCAACCGAAUCGUGUUUACGCACCCGUAAAAAGUCUUCCCCCCCACCCCCACCACUAUUGCAAAUCAGGAAGUGCCAGGAACACCGUCCUUGUUUCUGGCACAGCUCGCACACUGUUUACACAAUGGAAUCGGGUCGCCCUGAUUUCACUUCACUACUUCCAUUUCUUCCCCUGUGGGGAAAGCAAAACUGACUAUGGAUUGCUUUUGCCAAUUUAGCUGACUGCUCUGUAGGUCAUGUUUCCUUAAAUCUCGCGUGGGUCAGAAGGAUCCUGCAGCCUAAACAGCCAGGCUUGCUUUUCUGUGUUUGUGAGCGCUCUUUCCCAAAGCAUACGCAGGGAUGGAGGGGAGUGGACCACGGCCUCACCUGUUAAUGGAAGCUUGUUGCUUGAGGGCUUCUCCCCACUUCUUUGGCUUACUUAAGUUCAGCACUGCGGUUUGCCACAAUGCCUUCAAAUUGACACUUGGUCCUUGGCUUUGAAGCACAAAGGAGCUUGCUGAGAGGACCCAGCGCUUAAGCCCAGUAGCAACAAGUCCUGAGAAGAAGCUUCCUUCUACCUCGCCCCACUGCUUGUUGGAGGAAGCCAUUGGGCUGUGCUUUGCAGUAGCCACUCCCACUCUUGAUAAGCCCUGCCCACAGAGCUUAAUAGUUCAGCCUCAUAGGCUUGCCCAAACCGUUCCUUUGCCCAAAGGAAUAGGGCCACAGUCUUGCUCUCCCAGUGGCUUAGCAAGACUUGUGCCACUUGCCUCUUGAAGGAAGUUUGGUAGCAUUUGUGGGUGGCAACUUUGACCUAGCUGUGUCGUGUUCUCAAUAUGCCUUCGUACCCUUGUUCCUGCGCCAUGGGUAUGCUUCCCACAACUUCCUGUGCUCCUUUGUCUCAUUGGGACCUUGCAUUCCUUUGUAAGACCCCCUGGGCUUUUCUGCCCCCCCCCCCCGCCCAGCCUGUUCCUAGCGUUUUCCCUGUGUUCCAGGAAUGUGUUACCCAGUUAAAAUGAGGGCUGCUUCAUAGUGUUUUCUGCGAUCUUGCACCCACACAGUAAACCAAAGGGUUGGGACAUGCAAAGAGUGCAGUGGUUGUCCGGGUUGCUGUCUGUUUCUGCUGCGACAGUUCAGGGUCCCUGCGUGCUUUGCCUUCCAAGGCAAGGUGAUGAACUGGGCCCAUUGGUGCUCCUGGGUUUCUGCUUCUCCAUCAUGCAUUUGCGUGCUGUGUUUGCUGCUUCCUUUCUCCCUCUUGCUUAGAUUCCACUUCCUUUUCCCCUUGCUGUUUCAGCAAGCUGUUUUCCUGGACUAUUCUGUCUGUAUCACAGCAAAUACCUCAUGAUGUAGGUUCCCUUCUUCCCUGUCCUUAUGAAUUCGCACUUGGUAACCUCGUUUGGGGUCAGUCUGCCUGUGUGGCACUUCAGGGUAUCUUCAUGAGCCCCGGAUGUUCACUUCUUCAUACCUCAGAUAUAUACAUACAUAUAUACAUUCAUAUAUAAAUAAAUAAAUAAAGAGAUAUAUGGGGUGGAGUAGGAGUUAAGACAGUAGGAUCUGUUUCUCUUGCUGCCUGGGUAUGAUAAGCCUACCUCUGCCUUCAUCCUAAGAUGUAGUCAGUGGUCUCUCUGGAGCCCCUUUUGCUUCAGCAGAUACAAAGGAAAAUUGUUUUCUACUAGUUCAUGUUAGUUCCAGUUUGCUUUUAAGGUAUGGGUUUUUCUCCCAUUGCCUUCCAGUGUUUAGAUUGCUUUCUGUACAGGAUUUCCCCUCCUGCUGGAAGGACAGGCUUUGUAGGCUUAGCUAGCCCUUCUCUAGCUGGAUUUUUUUCAUAUCAGUUUUAGUAUUUUGCAUUGUACUUACCUCAACAAUAGCAUGUGAAAGUAAGUUCCACAAGCCAUGCUUCUUGAUCUGUUUUUAAGACGUUGCCUUUCUAAUUUCAGCGAGUGCCUUGCGCUGGGUAAAUAGGAGAGUGUCUGGGCUUCUCCUUAUCAUUCAGUAUUUUUAAAUACCUCAAUUGCGUUUCCUGUUCCUCUCUUUUUCCAGAAAUUGCUGCAGUCUCCUAUGCAAUCCUCACCACAUCCCUACCUCGACACUCGUGAUAAAUCUCCAUACUUCUACCUUCUUCAGACUUUUGAACGUAACUGAUCCAAGAUUUCCCCAGGUUGAGUUGCCUUUGUGUUGUGUGACUCUUCCAGUUUUUUGGCAAUUCCUGCCUCGUCUGUUGCCUGCUUUACUGCUUCCAGCCUUGAGUGUUGACAAAAGUCUGACUAAGGAGAAUAUGUCAGCCACUAGCCCUUGUUCUUUUGAAUGUGUCUCCAUGAUUUGGGUCUCUUUGUUCUAUUACCUAACCGAAGGUAAGAAUAGGUGAGAUUUCUGUUCUCCCCAACCCCGCCUAGUAAUUCAGAGCCAACUUGGACCCCAAGCUUAGUAUUCACAUUUAUACCAAAAUAUUACUCUGCUAAUAAUUUGGGGUGGAGUAAGAACUUGAGUGAGAACCAUCCACUGAAGCCAUGUUCAUGUUACAUAUGUAAGAUUUGCCACCAUGUCCCCGUGUUCUUCAGCCCGGAUGCAUUUUGCAGGAGGAAAAAGCAGAGACCAGCUCAAACUGGGGUGAGGAGGAGGAAUGUUGCAGAAUCUUCUGUCCCACUACCAGGGCAUUCUCUCUGUGCAGAACCAAGUUUUCACAGAAGGUUGGUUUUUUUUGUGUGGGGGGGGGGACUUCCUUCACCCCCUUAGCUUUACUCAGGAGUGAAAUUGUCUGAAUACGAAUCUGCUUGGCAGGUAACCUAGUCAUUGUCACAACUAGGCAGUGGGAAGGAGGCAACACUUAAGAUAGGAAUUAGCAGGUUCCUCCCCUUGGUGGAUAGUAUAAUAAAUGGAAAGGGUCUUCCAUUCUCACUGCUCGUCAGGACACAGCUUUCAGGUUACCUUGAAAAGUUAGAUGAGCUGAUGAUCUUAUCUAGUAGCUGUUUAUCCAUAUACCAUUAUUAUACUUAAUGACAACUAGUUCUACAAACUUAUAGCCGGUGGAAAUAAGGAUAUGUUAAGCUACUGUAAGUUAAUUUCUUUGAGGCCCAUAUUAUUUGGAAAGGUAAACAACUAGUCUGUAUUCACCCUUUCCAGCUGGCAUGUGGGUUUUUUUAAAAACAACAACAAAUUCUUCAGUUGUUUCCUUCCUUUCGAUCCUAAAUGUGGCAUAUUUGUAGGGGACUUAAUUUCACAUGGCUUGUUUCAUAGGAUGAUGCCCGUAGAAUUGAAAGUGGAAUUGGGCCUUGGAGUUAAAGAGGUUUCAUUCUUCUUUGCAGAGAGAAUUCAGCUUUAACCAAGACCAUUCCUUCAUCUCCCCCUCUCCCCUAUUUCCCCGGAGCUUUAGAAUUGAUUCAGGUCAUGAUGAGGUGAUCUUGACAGCUGUCUUGUUAAAUGCCACUUGUAUUCUUGUGUAGUCCAACCUGAUAUUUACCACCCUUUCAUGAACCAUUGAAGGCAAAAGGUUUUUCUCUUUCUUGUGUGGCAGAUGCCAGUUCAUGCGGCGCAAAGACUGGAAGGAUCACCUGUUGGAGAUUUCUACCAUGUCAAAGGGGGGAUUGGCUAAAAUGGCUGCAGUUUGUUGGAUCCUCUUGGCCAUUUGAUCACCCUUGGUCUACCUUUUUAGCCGCCCUCUUGAGGAAGCUGGUACUUAGACCUUCCUAGCUUUAGUGAUGCCAGUGUUACAGCACCCCAAACAAGGCUCUUUUGGCCAUAUGUUUGUCUCCCAUUUAGCUUUGCGGUUUCUUCCUGUACCAGUUAGCCACCUGUCUUGUGCCGAAUGCUACAACAUCGCAGCUCUCUGUGUUGGACUCAAUGUGUUGGACUCUUUCCUAUUGACCAAGCUGUUUAUUUCCCUUUUAGUUAGCAAUAAGCCCAAUGGCUUUAUUUUACCAGCAUUGACCUCUUCUCUGUAAAUAGUAAACUAAUCAGGAGGCAGGGAGGGUUGUACCGUCCCUUCCUUUCACUGGCACACCUUAAAACUCAUAACUCAUUUUAUUUUCUUACUGAGGUGGCAAGUUGCUAGAAAUUUGCAGAUAAAAUCUAACAUAAUAAUAAUAAUACGCUUUGCUCUCCCGUCCUUUUGUGUUCAGAUUUUGCCUUUGCAAGUUCUUUUGUUUCUUGCCUUGUUUUGUGGGAUUGACUGUCCCCAAGAAGAAUGUCCUUCACAACAGUGGAAUUAAAUUUUAGGAUACCACUAUUUCUAGACUUGCCCAUUAGAAAGGGCAAAAGCGAAAAGUUGUGCAGCCUCCUGGGAUUAGAAGAGGAAAAGUUAACAUCUUUUGGAUUAGUGAUACAUAGGAAUCUUGGCUUAAAUAGUUAUGCCAGAUAAAAUGAAUGACUGCAAGUGCAAGUUCUGUGCAAAGAGUUUCACUUACAGGGUGUUGUCCACAUGUGCACUGCAUGCUCCCCUCCCCUCUGCAUUGGUGGUCCUAGCGGAAAGGUCCCCUAGACUGCCAGAUCUUAACAAAAAUGGUGAAAAUAGUAUGUGAUCAAAAAGUGGGAGUUUUGUGGCCGAGAGAGUGAGUACGUAUGUUGUCGAACCCUCUGUGAUUCUGGCUUGGUUUGUGUCUUUCUGCAUUUUUUGCAACAGCUUGGGACAUCUCGGAGUGCUUCCUCUCACCAUCCACCCAAAGAAAGAAAUGUUAUGUGUCGUGUCAAUGAGCUAAGUAGCUCUCUGCUGUUAUUCAUGGCUGUUUAAACUGACCCCUCCCCCAAAUCUAGGUAGUCUGGGAAUGGCUGCCUUCGCCUUUCCAGUUUUAGUGUGUUCUCAACCUCUAGGGAGCAUCUCAUUAAAACUCUGGGUUUUUGCUUAGUCUUAAUAACUAAGAGCUGUGGUUUGUUUUGUUUGUUUUUAAAAAUGAAUGCUUUGUAAUGUGUUUUAACCAAGAUUUUACCCUACCUGCUAAACAGGAUGCUUUUGCCUUAGAGCAGGCUGUGGGGCUAUACCCCCUGCCACACACACACACACACACACACACACACACACACACACUUUGUGAUCUGCCACCUCAAGGCAAUGACCAUCACUCCCAUGUACCUGCUGCUGCUUGCAAUGGUGGCCAUGUUCUCAUAAUUUCAUUGUACUUCUGUGUGCAUAUAAAGGAUGGUAAGGGAACAGGGCAACUGCUGUCACCCAUGGAGGCAUUGCAGGAAGAAAACAAGACUUAGUGGCCUCCACCUCACCAGAGAAGAACUAAAGCCUGUGUCUGCACUUGGCAUGGCACGUGCCCCGGGUCAGACAGCUGAGCUCUGGUUGCUCCUGCAAAAGCCUUAAUAGCAUACACUGUGACUCUAGUGUGCUUUGUACUGGGCAGGGUGGGGGGCAGGGAACAUGGGCAGAGGACAACAUAAUCUGCCUUCAGUGGGGCAUGAUUCUUGCUUUGGAAUUUGAGAUUUGGGACAGCAUCUAGGAUUGCUGUAUUCCUCGCCGUCAUUUUUCAUGGGAAAGUUUCCUGUUCCUCUGAACAGCACAAGGAGAACU